Messenger RNA from Aspergillus chevalieri, 1617 nucleotides. RefSeq names its product MFS transporter. Gene Ontology annotation, molecular function: transmembrane transporter activity. NCBI's taxonomy places the organism in Eukaryota, Fungi, Ascomycota, Eurotiomycetes, Eurotiales, Aspergillaceae. Bases 1 to 1617 code for a protein of 538 amino acids. The transcript has 3 exons. The record is from RefSeq and is a predicted model, not a curated record. Gene Ontology annotation, biological process: transmembrane transport.
AUGGUAUUAACACACCAGGAAAGACUGCCUACCUCCGACCACAAGUUUCCCACUACUCAGCUCCUCCUUCUAGCAAUAUGUCGCGUCGCGGAGCCUAUCGCCUUGACUUCCAUCUUCCCUUACUCGUGGGUGAUGGUUAAGGACUUUCAAAUCGCUGAUAGUCAUGACGCCUCCCUUUACGCCGGCAUCCUCAUCUCCGCGUUUUCCCUCGCCGAAGCGCUCACUGGCAUGUUCUGGGGAGGUCUCUCAGACCGCAUUGGCCGCAAACCUGUUCUCCUCUCCGGUUGUUUUGGCACCAUGCUCUCCCUUCUCAUGGUGGGCUUUUCUACAAACUUCUGGGUUGCCCUCUUCGGAAGAGCAUUGGGAGGUGCGCUGAAUGGAAACAUUGGCGUUAUCCAGACAAUGGUGGGAGAACUAGUUAAACGGCCUGAACAUGAACCGCGAGCUUAUGCCGUGAUGCCGUUUGUCUGGUCAAUCGGAACCAUCAUCGGGCCAGCCAUAGGGGGUUUGCUUGCAAAACCGGCUGAAGGGUUCCCCUCUAUAUUCCCUCCCGAUGGCCUCUUUGGCAAAUUCCCAUACCUUUUGCCGAAUCUCGUCUGCUCUAUUUUACUCGUGUUUAGUAUCAUCGGCGGUUGGCUGUUUUUGCGCGAAACCCAUCCCGAUAUGCAGCAGGGAGCCGUUGUCUCUGACGAGCAGGAUUACACGUCUCCUCUCUUAGCAACUGCUGGUGCCACCGCCAACCCCAGUGCUGAUCUACGAGCCGAAUCUUACGGCACCUUCAAUGAGGUCCACCUGCACGAGGAGAAUGGUUGGACGGUAUUUGCAGAUGGAACAAAAUGCGAGUCGGCUGUGCGCAAGCCAGUCGCAUUUACAAAGCCUAUCAUUAUGCUGGUGGUUGCCUUGGCCAUAUUUACGUAUCACUCGAUGACCUACGACCAUCUAUUGCCUAUCUUCCUGCAAGAUAAGAAUACCCGAAACGCCGCUAGCGUUAGCACUACUUUUGAUUUCAGCAUCCCCGGUGGCGUAGGUUUGUCGACUAGGACGGUUGGUGUAAUUAUGUCUUCAGACGGUAUCAUCGCUUUGAUCAUUCAGAGCGUCAUCUUUCCGGCUUUGGCUCAAUGGCUCGGCGUCUGGAAGCUCUUUGUUGUGGUCACGAUCCUGCAUCCAAUCGCCUAUUUCAUGGUUCCAUUUCUGGUUUUCCUCCCGCAGCAAUUCCUGUUCGUCGGUAUCUACACUUGUCUCGCCGUCCGCAACAUCCUUUCAAUCAUCGACUAUCCGGUGCUUUUGAUUCUUAUUAAGCAAGCAAGUCCUUCUGAUGCGGUCCUGGGAAAGAUCAAUGGCCUUGCUGCUUCUGCCGGGGCCGCUGCGCGCACUGUUGCUCCUCCCGUUGCCGGUUGGCUUUACAGUACCGGCUCUGAAAUUCGUUUCACGGGCCUUGCAUGGUGGGGAAGUUCUCUGGUUGCGAUGAUUGGUGCUAUGCAACUCUGGUUUAUCGAGCGGAAGAAAAACACUUCAGCCAUGGUACACCCGGUUGGUCCUUGCCAUUACGACGCGCACAAGGAGACUAUCCAUAUCGUCGUGACCGAUGCCGACACGAGCUCCCAGCAAAGUGCGUAA